UAGGAUCAGAGCCUGAGUGGGAACAGGAGUGGAGCUGGCCUAGCAGAGGAGUGAAGCCCUCCCAGGACCCUCAGGCGACCCCUUGCCAGCACUCCCAGUGCCAGACCUCCAGGGAGGAGAGACCCAGGACACCCAGCCCCAGAUACCCCAGGAGGAAGCUCACUAUGGCUCCAGUCCCCUGGCCAUGCUGACAGCGGCGUGCAGCAAAUUUGGUGGCUCCAGCCCUCUGCGGGACUCAGCGACACUGGGCAAAGCAGGCACAAAGAAGCCAUACUCUCUGGGCAGUGACCUUUCGGCCCCCAAAACCAUGGGCGAUGCCUACCCAGCCCCCUUUUCAAGCACCAAUGGGCUCCUCUCACCUGCAGGCAGUCCUCCAGCACCCACCUCGGGCUAUGCCAAUGACUACCCUCCCUUUUCCCACUCAUUCCCUGGGCCCACGGGCACACAGGACCCUGGGCUACUAGUGCCCAAGGGGCACAGCUCUUCUGACUGCCUGCCCAGUGUCUACACCUCUCUGGACAUGGCACACCCCUAUGGCUCCUGGUACAAGGCAGGCAUCCACGCAGGCAUCUCACCAGGCCCUGGCAAUGCUCCUACUCCUUGGUGGGACAUGCACCCUGGGGGCAACUGGCUAGGUGGCGGGCAGGGCCAGGGUGAUGGGUUGCAAGGGACACUGCCCACGGGCCCUGCUCAGCCUCCACUGAACCCCCAGCUGCCCACCUACCCGUCCGACUUUGCCCCCCUUAAUCCUGCCCCCUACCCAGCUCCCCACCUCCUGCAGCCAGGGCCCCAGCAUGUCUUGCCCCAAGAUGUCUAUAAACCCAAGGCGGUGGGCAACAGCGGGCAGCUGGAGGGGAGUGGUGGAGCCAAACCCCCUCGUGGUGCAGGCACAGGGGGCAGUGCUGGCUACGGGGGCAGCGGAGCAGGGCGCUCCUCCUGCGACUGCCCCAACUGCCAGGAGCUAGAGCGCCUGGGCGCCGCAGCGGCCGGGCUGCGCAAGAAGCCGAUCCACAGCUGCCACAUUCCGGGCUGCGGCAAAGUGUAUGGCAAGGCCUCCCAUCUGAAGGCCCACUUGCGCUGGCACACGGGCGAGAGGCCCUUCGUCUGCAACUGGCUCUUCUGCGGCAAGCGGUUCACCCGUUCGGACGAGCUGGAGCGCCACGUGCGCACUCACACCCGGGAGAAGAAGUUCACCUGCCUGCUCUGCUCCAAGCGCUUUACCCGAAGCGACCACCUGAGCAAACACCAACGCACCCACGGCGAGCCAGGCCCAGGACCCCCACCCAGCGGCCCCAAGGAGCUGGGGGAGGGCCGCAGCGCCGGGGAAGAAGAGGCCACUCAGACGCCCCGACCUCCAGCCUCACCGGCACCCGCAGAAAAAGUCCCUGAAGGCAGCCCAGAGCAGAGCAACCUGCUGGAGAUCUGA
Molecule: messenger RNA, 1426 nt
Organism: Mesoplodon densirostris (Blainville's beaked whale)
Lineage: Eukaryota; Metazoa; Chordata; Mammalia; Artiodactyla; Ziphiidae
Gene: SP7
Product: Sp7 transcription factor
Exons: 2
Coding region: 185-1426 (413 amino acids)
Biological process (GO): regulation of transcription by RNA polymerase II
Molecular function (GO): RNA polymerase II cis-regulatory region sequence-specific DNA binding; DNA-binding transcription factor activity, RNA polymerase II-specific
Source: RefSeq, a predicted model, not a curated record